CUGGUUUUGUGUUUGAUGAGUCAACCUGAAUCUCUUUCAUGUUCAUCCCACCUGUAGCUGUCCAGGACUCCCUCUGGAGAUCACCUGCCUGAGGAAGGAUUCUUUAGUGUGGUAGUUGUCAUAUAUCAAACUGUCAUGUGUCAAAAGCACUUCACAUCCUGCUUCAGGGCCAUGGUAACAUCCACUAAAGCUUUUGGCUCUUCCUUCAGCAGGAAGGUCAGAACUGGACAAAACAGAUAGGGUUGAAGCUGGACACCACUAGAGAGCAGGGAAAUGUGUUUCUGAACAGGGACAGACAGCAAAUACUUGAGAGAAAUCCUGGUCACAUUUUUUGUGAGCACUGUGCCAUUCUUGGAAUGAAACCUGUUUUUGAUGGUGAGGUAAUUUCUGAAAGAACCAGGUUUUUGAUAGAAUUCCCCCUUAUGAACUCUGCACUGGUUUGCAUUUGCUUUCACAGCCUUUUGAGCAGAUUGUUUUCUAAGUCCAGGCAAUAAAGCAGGAGUUUGUUGAGCAUUUGGGGAAGUGUGGCCUGGUGAGUUGGGUGUAAUCUUCUUAGCCAGAAGAGCUUGCAUAACACGCAGUAAAGUGCAGGAUGUCUGAUUGAGGCUGCCUUGAUAAUCCCUACACAGCCACUGGAGAGUUGGCUGCUCCCUAGGAAGUGAGGGAAGGGGGAAUUGUGCUCCAGGUGGCUUAGGUACGCUGAAGAAUUGUUUAUUCUGAGAUUGGUGCUGUUAAUGUGAGUCUUGCACUAGGCAGUUUUAUUCUGAAGCAUUGUUGGAUGUACAGGUGCUUCAAGAAAUGAAAACACGGCUUUGUUUCUUUUAGUCAUAAAUUAUAACUUGUUCUUCUGAAACAAUUGCUUGGAAUAAUUCCCAUGGUUCUGCUUUAUGCCAGAACAGGUGUUCUGAUGCUGACAUGAUGUUAUCAGUUGUGAACUCUGCAAGAUUUGAAUCCAAAGCCUUGAGUUCAUUGUCCAAGUUCAGAGCCGAGGUCAAAGAGCUGCCACGUACAGGCGCUUGCAGAUCUUUGGGCUGCUGAUGGUGUGCAGACAGACAGACUGCAGGAGGAAAGGGCAGCCAGUGUGACACAGUGACAGCAUUGAGCCACCUCCUUACGUGGACACCUUGAUCAGCCCAGCAAGCUGUGAUACUUUGUGCUUGGACACAGGUGACGUGGCAAAACUGGCUUGCAAGUAGUUAAAAUUCCAAGGGCAGUGCCGUUGGUGGCUGUCACUUGCCAGAGCAACACAGCCCUGAACAUCAUCUGAUGGGAAAGUAGCAAGGGCUGUGCCAAAGGGAAAACCAAAGGACUCAUUUCUCCAGUGAAUUCUGGCAUUUAAUUGUGAAGUUUUCCUGGUGGACACCUGAUCUUUCUUUCCCAGACCAAAGGAUCCCUCUGAUGGGCAGCUGAUACUCAGUGACAGCAUUGGGUGCUGCAGCAGGAAGAGAUGAUAUGAAGUGCUGUUAAUCCUCUGACACCGUGCCCUGGAUCCUCAUGGUAUGUCUGAAGGACACAUCUCUGCAUGUUCUGGAUAUGCCAGGUGAAGCCCAAGAAUAACUUUCCAUGGGAGUUUGUGACCUCUUAAAGAGGAAGAAGUCAAGAGAGGGCAACUUUUAGUCUAUAUUUAGCCCUAGGUUGUCCUCAUGAAUACUCCCGUGGAGAAUGUCCCUGAUCUUCUUUGCCUGUGUGGUGCGGGUGAAGGAUGGGCUUCCCCUCUCAGCCUCCACAGAUUUCCAUCUCAACCAGGACUUUCUGGAAUGCAGGAAAAGACUGAAGGCGUUAUCCUCGAUCCUGGCGCGGUAUCCCAGCCGGGGCACAGCGAAAGGACGUAACCUGAGCAUUCAUUUCCUUUCUUCUGGGGAUAUUGCCUGCAUGGCAAUCUGUUCCAGCAGCUACUCAACCAUCAUGGCCUUCUGCUUCCUGGAAGAGCUUCGGUGGGAAUUUGCUGCUUCCUACAACACAAGGAGCAUAAAUUCAGCUUCCAGACCAUAUGCAUUUAUUGAAUUUGAUAACAUCAUUCAGAAGGUGAAACAGCAUUUCAACAGCACCCGUGGCUCCCGGGCCAGGGGCAGCUGGGAGAGGGUGGAGGAGGAGCUGAAGCUGCAGCCCCCGGUGCAGCUGCAGCUGGAGGCCACGGAGCUGCUGAACGGGCUCAGCAACGGAGGGCACGCAGGAGGCCAUGUGGAGGUUGUCCCCACUUACAGAAUGCAGCCUGUGACCCCCCUGGGGAUUCUGUCACUUGUUCUGAACAUCAUGUGUGGAGCUCUGAACCUGAUCCGAGGAGUUCACCUGGCAGAAUAUUCCUUUCAGGAGGACCACGAAGGAAUUGGAAAUGUGAUAGCUUUUUUUCUACCUUUUCUAGCCUGUGUUUUUCAGUGUUACCUGUACCUCUUCUACAGCUCAGCCAGGAAGGUGAAGACAUUUGUGCUCCUUUUCUGUGUCUGUUCAUGCAACAUCUACUUGUAUGGAUUACGGAACCUCUGGCAAAUCUCCUUCCACAUAGGAGUGGCUUCUCUUUCCUCCUACCAGAUCCUGACAAGGCAGCUCCUGGAGAAGCAGCCUGACUGUGGUGUAUGAAAAAAAACAAACUUGGGGUUUGCUACUCUGUUUUUACAACUUUUUCUUUUUUUUUUUUUUAUUCACCUGGCCAAAAAUAGCUCAGAGUGUUUUUUAACCAUCCAUGGCAAUGGUUAUUGCAAAGAGAACAGUUCCAAGCAACUUGGGAUAAGCAGGAGACUGUAAUUAUGUCCAACACACAGCAAAGGGUGCAUGGUAGAGCUUGUCAGGUGUCACCAACAGGUGGAAGUUCUUACCAUCAGCAGGCUUUUCCUCCUUGGCUGCCACCAUCCAGACAGCAUUUUGCCAUUUGUCUCGCUGGCUCUGUGACAGUUUGGCUGGUCAGUCUUGCCCUGCUGCUGCAAAUACUCAGAUUGUGCUGUAAAACAAAGGUAAAGUGAGGGGUGACAUUUUUGUCUCUAGAAUUUGUUAUGAUUCUUGGUAAAUGUGAGUAAAGAGGUUGUUUGCUCUAAUUAGGUGAGUGUAGUAUCAGUGGGAAAAAUGCUGAGGGUGAGCUUCAGGGUCAUUUUUCUAGGUUUGGAAGGACAGGAAAAGGCUGUGGCUCUUUUAUAAAUCAUAAAGUCUAUAAAUAUCUCCUUGGCUGAACAGCACAUUGCAGUUAAGUGUGUGCUCAUGGGUUAAUUGCAAAUAUGCUUGGGGCAGCAGAAAAUAAUCCAGGUGGAUGUAAGUGAUCUGUCAGCUCUUGUGGCCUUUGUUUCCUUGGCUAAGGUCACUUUUAGGAUAAGGGCAAUUCCAUGUUUGCUUGGCCUCUAUGGAUAAUAAAUCUUCCAAGCCUGUUUAUGACAGGCCACUGACUCCCUCACCUUUUUUUUUAAAAAAAUGAGUAGCUGGUGAGUAGAAAACCAUUUCCAGGAAUGGGAAGCACGAGCAGGUUCUCUUUGUUCUGUAAAACACCUGUGGUUCAUGGUGGUGACUUCUUACACUGAGCUGAGUUUCUGAGUGUGCACUUUGGAGCAGGGGACUGCAGGGCUGGAAUUCCCAACCUCUGCUGCACUGGGAGUUCUGCUCUGUCAUGGAUCGAGGUGCACAGGGGCAUUUUAGGGCAUAGAUGAAUAGUUUAGGCUGGCUGUUAAAAAAAAUGCAUAGCAGUUUGAUGCAGCUGUCCUUGAGGCCUUGCAGAGAUUCAAACUGAGAUGUAGAGAACUGUAGGUGUGUUAUUGUGGAAUUACGGUCCUAAAAUUUCCUUUCAUUUUUUUUCUUUCUGGUCAUCCCCCAUUUCUAUCACCAAAGAUUUGUUUUUCCUCUCACAUAGUCUCUACCUCUGGUUGCAAAGGGAUUAACGUGCAGCAGAGUUGUCUUUUUUGCAGGAACACUUCACAAAAUUCCUUUUAUCUCAGUGAGUUUUCCUGGAAUCUCAGGAUGCAAUCAGACCUGAAAUGUGUGGUGCUGUACCUUGGCAGCACUUCUGGAUGCAGCUGACUGCAGCAACAGCAUCCAUGGGCAGCCCAUUACAACCUGGACAGUUCCUAGGACAUCAGGAGACUUAGUGCCAGAGCUUUUCUCAGGAGGAAAACGUAGGGAUUUCUUUUCCCCUGCAUUUACUGUAACAGCAACGUGAUAAAAACCUCCAAACUGAGGAACAGUCUGGUAGGAAUGAUGGAGGAAUAUUUUAGCCAGGCAUUUAAGGACACAGCUUGAGCUGUGUGCCAUAAGGGAAAGGUUUUCUGUUAUAAGGGAGUGGAUUAAAGUUGUUUGUCUGUCAUUAUCCCAGUUUUCUGUCAGAGUGGAAAUGCAGAAAUGAAGCCACAAUUCAACCACUGUCCCUGAGACACCAAGAUGACCCCACAGAUGAGAGGAGUUUUGUACUGCUCUUAAUUUUCCUACUGUUCAGUCCCAGUUUUCCUUGGUAAAUUACUUCUGGAGACUGCAGGGAACUCAGCCACAAGUUUGGAUUACAAGUUAAAAAAAAAAUCUGAAAAAAGAACACCCCAAAAAUCUGACACUAGAAAUGCAACACUUUAAGGAUAAUAGAUCUGAUGGCUGGUGGUGUUUUCCAGGAGCAUAAAUUGGGUAUCAACCCACUGCAUUCCUGUGGGGAAAGGUUGAAGUGUUUUAUACUACAGACAGACCAAACUUCAUGAGAUGGACUUGAGGACAGAAGUCAACUCCCUGCUCCUGCCUUUUAUCCUCCCUCUGGCUAAAGAGUCCAGAAGAGCUUUUCAUGUUUCUCUUGGGCUUGCCCAAAGCCUGCCCUGCUCUGGUCUGAGGCACACAGAGCAUUUACAGCUGGGCAUUCCUCAGCCUGGUAGGGAGCUGAUUGGAAAAAUUGUGACAUUCCUGAUGCUUCCCGAGCAUCCAACUGCUCUGUCCUGAAACAGAUCCAUCCCUGAGCCAGGGGAUGGCAGCCACAGCUCUGCAAACAAGGGGUAGAACAGGGUGUUUGUGUAAUUGUGCAAUUAGCAGAGAGAGGAGAAAAGUUAAAUUCAGCUUUUCUUGAAUUGCUUUUCCUAAAAAUGUUCCACUAAAAUCAAACCGAAUCAGUUGGUUCAGUUCUGCCUUUACCUAAACUUCUAUUUUUUUUGCUUUGUGGAUUUUUGGGAGAUGUGACUGAAUCAUCAGAUAUUUUCUACCCAAUGACAAAAAUGACAAAGCUGUUUUGGAGUUGGUCUUAAUCCCUUUGCAACUUUUUUAUUUUCCUGUAAUAUGUGUAAAUCAUAUUAAGGAAUCCACAUGGAUUAGUCUGUGUGCUCUUUGUAGGUUUGGGUUGGGAUUCCAGGAUGAGGCAGAGCACACGGAGUUUGACCUAUUUUUAUUUUUAAUUUGCUAUUUAUUCCAUAUUCACAUGGUAUUUAUACAGUUAAACAUUUUCUCCUCUUGCAAAACAGCAAGAGGAAUAGAAUAGUUUACAUUGAUCUCAAUGCUUUAAGAUUUAAUAAAAAAGAAUGACUUGCAGUUUGAGAACACAAAAUCUGACUCAUAACCUGGGAUUUUUCCUGUAUUGAAUCAAAUCCCCAAAGAGGAAUCCAUCCCUUUUUGUUCAACUUUAAACUGGUUAAUGUGGUUUGAAUUGCAUCUUCUUCAUUCUGUCACUUUGCAAGAUAAGUCUUUUGGAAACUCUUUUCCUCUCCCAGCAGCUCAGCACAAGCAAAUUGGCAAAGAAUAAACUUCAAUAAUUUCCAGAUUUGCAGUGCUUAGUCACUUUAUGAAGCUGGUAAUUCUCUGGAUUUUUUGGGUUUUUUUCCCCUUUCUCCCAAAGAUCUGUUGAGUUUGUAGAAGGUGGGCUGGUACCUUUUUAGACGUUUUUGCACUGUAUUAAUAAUUGAACCUGUGUAAAUGUGUAUAAAAUCAUUUUGCAUGUAUAUAUGUACAUAUAUCUAAUAAAUGGCUUUUUUUU
Molecule: messenger RNA, 5911 nt
Organism: Cyanistes caeruleus (blue tit)
Lineage: Eukaryota; Metazoa; Chordata; Aves; Passeriformes; Paridae
Source: RefSeq, a predicted model, not a curated record